UUUCGAAAUGCAAAAAUUGCAUCAUAAUGGGUUUCCCAAGAAACCUGUACAGCUUGAGGCCGGGGCAUUGAUAAGGGAACAAAACAAAACCCAGUCAGCUAAAAAGAAGUUUGACAGGAGACUUUUUAAAGUCAAAUGAAAAAAAAGGAACAAACGAAAGUGUUCUGAAAGUACUCGAUAAAUAGCGUAUUAUUCUUUCUCAUUUCAGCAAAAGGAGACUCAAGAACCUUGGCCACGUAAAACAGAAACAUACAAACAUACCUGACGAUAAAGUGGAAGCAAGAAGUAACAAGGGACGAUCUCCUACACCGUACAUUGAAAUUGAAAAUGUAAAACCCGACAGUGGUCUAUAACUUUAUGAUUCAAGCAAUUCAUCAAGGAUGAACGAGGAAGACGUGGGAGGGGGUUGUGGUGGGAAGGAGUGAGGCACCAAUGGACAAACACAACCGUGGUGACAGAUGACUUGUGACUUUAUCAAAUCUAUGCUGAUAGGCCGGUGCACUUGACAGUUUCUUAGUCAUCGUGGCUGAAGUAUCAACAGAUUGCUAUCAAGGACCUACAAACCGAGUGCUUGUGUUCAUAAUAUUAUAGUCUUGACAAUAAUAAUCUAGCUUUUAGUUCUCCAAAGAAGAGAAGCCCGCCUAUAAUGGAUUUAACGAGAGAAUCGUUUGCUUGUUUCUGUGUUUUGUUAGCAUUUUCAGCACGGAUUUUAUGUGACCGCGACCCUGCACCUCACAUCUUGACUGAUAUGAACGAUGUUCUCAACGGUGUCUUUUACGGCGCUCUCAUCCGCGUGGAGGUCAACAACGUGAGCAAGUGUGUUGUAAAGUUCCCGAACGAACUGGCGCCUCAUGACUUGUACAUCGAGAUUGACACGGCAGAGACACACGUCAUAGCGGGGAGAGAGCUCAUUGUUGCCGCCUUUGAGAGAGAGGUCAAUGGGACGAAGUAUCGAAGUCUAGGCCCAGUAAUUCGACAGACACGAACAAGUAUUCGAGCGGAUGGCACUGUUCUGAUUGAGGUCAUGGACCUUGGCCCAAUCAGCUUCACCUAUAUUGUACGUGGUUCCCUCUACUGCGCUUGGAGAAACCAGACAAAUUCCAAGCUCGAAAUGGGCGUGUUUAUCUGGCAAGAACAGGAGCAAGCCACAGAAAUGGGCUCCGUGGUCACACUAAACGAAGCUGCAAGUCAAGGUCAUAUGAUGACCUACUUCAUCAACGCAGAGAUGCUGAAGCCGCCUCAGCCCUUGCUCCGAUGGUCAGGAUUUGUGCGUGGUGAGUUCACAAUAUAUCAUUACAGGUUGAAUUGA
This is a messenger RNA of Aplysia californica (California sea hare), 1309 nucleotides long. RefSeq lists its product as uncharacterized. The record is from RefSeq and is a predicted model, not a curated record. The transcript has 4 exons. NCBI's taxonomy places the organism in Eukaryota, Metazoa, Mollusca, Gastropoda, Aplysiida, Aplysiidae. The coding region runs from base 647 to 1309 and encodes 220 amino acids.